Messenger RNA from Lotus japonicus, 1161 nucleotides. RefSeq lists its product as uncharacterized. The record is from RefSeq and is a predicted model, not a curated record. Lineage: Eukaryota; Viridiplantae; Streptophyta; Magnoliopsida; Fabales; Fabaceae. The coding region runs from base 1 to 1161 and encodes 386 amino acids. The transcript has a single exon.
AUGACAAUUCCUCAAGGACUAGUUUGUAACAAAGCUAACCAAGUCUGUCUUCUUCAGAAAUCCUUGUAUGGCUUAAAGCAGGCCAGCAGACAAUGGUUCAACACACUUAGUGCUUCUCUCAAGAAACUAGGGUACAAGCAAAGUAAUGCUGAUCACACCCUCUAUAUUAAAGCAUCCUCAGGUUCUUUUACUGCUUUGCUUCUAUAUGCUGAUGAUGUUCUUCUGGCUGGAAAUGAUAUGCAUGAGAUUCAACUUGUCAAAUCUUCACUUCAUGAUCAGUUCAGGAUCAAAGACUUGGGUGAGGCCAAGUAUUUUUUAGGUCUUGAAAUUGCACGGUCCACAUCAGGCAUUGUUCUCAAUCAGAGAAAGUAUGCUCUUCAACUGAUUUCAGAUUCAGGACAUUUGGCUUCCAAACCUGUUUCUACUCCCAUGGACAACUCACAGAAACUAGGAACAAACAUUGGCACUCCUCUUACCGAUAUAGGGUCUUAUAGAAGACUAGUGGGCAGACUUUUAUAUCUUAAUACUACAAGACCUGACAUCACGUUUGCAGUGAAUCAGCUCAGUCAGUUUCUUUCUGCUCCUACUGACAUUCAUGAACAAGCAGCUCACAGGGUUCUCAAGUAUCUCAAAGGAUCUCCUGGAUCAGGCUUGUUCUAUCCUGCUUCAUCUUCUACAACUCUAACUGCCUUCAGUGAUUCUGAUUGGGCAGGUUGUAUUGAUACUAGGAAAUCUAUUACUGGCUAUUGCUUAUUCUUAGGUGAUUCUCUGAUUUCUUGGAGGUCUAAGAAACAAAGCACUGCAUCCAGAUCUUCUUGUGAAUCUGAGUACAGGGCCAUGGCAACAACAGUUUGUGAAAUUCAAUGGCUACACUACCUUCUUCAAGAUCUGAAUCAGCCACAGCUAGCUCCUACUUCCAUGUUCCGUGAUAAUCAAAGUGCUAUGCACAUUGCACACAAUCCCAGCUAUCAUGAGAGGACCAAACAUAUUGAACUUGACUGUCAUAUAGUCAGAGAAAAGCUUCAACAAGGAUUAGUUCAUCUCUUGCCUAUUUCUACUACUCUACAAACUGCUGAUGUAUUCACAAAAUCUUUGACUCCUGCACCUUUCAAGACUUGUAUUUCCAAACUGGGCAUGAAAGACAUUCACCUCCCAGUUUGA